Messenger RNA from Amborella trichopoda, 844 nucleotides. It is a transcript of the gene ATGSTF13, whose product is annotated as Glutathione S-transferase family protein. The record is from RefSeq and is a predicted model, not a curated record. Gene Ontology annotation, biological process: glutathione metabolic process. Lineage: Eukaryota; Viridiplantae; Streptophyta; Magnoliopsida; Amborellales; Amborellaceae. Gene Ontology annotation, molecular function: glutathione binding; glutathione transferase activity. Gene Ontology annotation, cellular component: cytoplasm.
GUAACAACCCAUAGCAGGGGUAGGAAGAUAGAAUGGGUGUCGAGCUUCAUGGACUUGCUAUGUCGACAUCCACCGCGCGUGUGAUAGCAUGCUUUGAGGAGAAAGGCCUUCCCUUCGAGCUGGCGCCUGUGCGCGUGGAAGUCGGGGCCCAUAAACAACCGCCCUUCCUCUCACUCAAUCCAUUUGGUCAGAUUCCAGCCUUUGAAGACGAUGAAGUCAAGCUCUUUGAGUCAAGGGCAAAAACGAAUUACAUCUCGAACAAGUACAACGAAAUUGGAGCCGAUCUUCUGAGAUUCGGAAACGUCCCUGAGUUUGCCCUCGUCUUGGUAUGGAUGGAGGUCGAAGCUCACCGAUUCAACCCCCCAAUCUCAGCCAUUGUGCGUGAAGCCUUAGUCAAGCCAGCAUUUGGGGCCACAACAGAUGCUUCAGUGAUCGAGGCUGAGGCCAAGAAGUUAGCCAAGGUAUUGGAUGUGUACGAGUCAAGGCUAUCGGAAAACAAGUACUUGGCCGGAGAAAAUUUCUCUUUGGCUGAUCUUCACCACCUUCCCUAUAUACAUUACCUCCUCAAAACAUCGAAGGCAGAUCUGAUUACUUCUCGGAAGCAUGUUAAGGCGUGGUGGGAUGACAUUUCCUCUCGCCCCUCUUGGAAGAAAGUCUCAGAGAAUAUGAAGUUUUAGGGUUUAGGGUUCAGGGUUUUAACUAGUUUGAAUGAAAUAUAGCUUUCUUGAAACUUGCUUAUAGUUAAGUUUGGAAUUAUUUUUUCCUCUGCAUUUCUAAUUUCAUGAUCUCCUUUCCUCAUUUGUAAAGCAUUUCGAUCAUAUUCCAAUAAAUUCGCAUUAGAAGU